Molecule: messenger RNA, 822 nt
Organism: Paramecium octaurelia
Lineage: Eukaryota; Ciliophora; Oligohymenophorea; Peniculida; Parameciidae
Source: the annotation of a GenBank genome assembly
AUAUGCUUAAUCGUGCUAUUAAUAUUGGAUUCCGUAAAGCAUUGCCUCAAUAUACAUUCUCUUCGAGAAGUAAAGUGAUUGCUGAUAUGCCAUAGAUGGGCCAUACAAUCCAAACAGAUAUAGACAUUAUUUGAACCCAAACUUUUUCUAAUCCAACAAGGAAAUUGCUGAUAUAGCUAAAUCAUAAUAAGUGCCCCUUCCAGGUAUGGUAAUGUUGAUUAUGCAAAGUGCGUAAUGUCAGACAUGUCAAUCCAGUCAGACAAUCAGGUCCACUACCUCCCUAUGAUGGUCCAUACACGUAUUUUUAUCCUCACAAUAAUUUUAAUUAGCAUGGAAGAUGUAAGAGCUGUGUGGCAAAAUACUUCAAUUGGUAGACAAGGUACAUGGAGUUGUUAGAUGGAUCCAGACGAAAUCAUGAGAAGAGUGCCAGGUAAUUUCGAUCAUUAAAAAUGGUUAGGAAUAACAAGAAGGGAAGUUGAGAAGAUUUUGAAUAUGGGUUUAACACCAUAAGAAUAAGUGGAUUUCGCAUAUUUAGUUUAUAAUUGUGGUUUCGAUGUGGAUUAUGUUCCAAACAGUGUUUAUGUUGCAAGAUAAGUUGUGACCAAUUCAAAAGGUGAGAAGGUUGAAAUCCUUUGGAAUGUUCAAGUCUUGGAAGAUUUGGCUAAGUUACCUGUUGGAUUUGCACCAGUUAGGGAAUUGAUAGAUUACCAUUGGGAAAUUUUCCUGUGGUCAGAUCCUAUGAUCAAACCAACAGGUGACUUGGAUUUGGGUGUGCCUAAUACUUGGUUUGAAUAUGAAUGCGAAUGUAAAUGUGACCUUUGA